GUGGCGCGGCGCCGGCGGGGGUGGGCGGGCGCGCCGGGCGGCAGGUGUCGGCAGCGUAGGCAUUCGGCGGCGAUGGAGCGGCCCCGGGGAGCUGCUGGCGACCUCUCGCGCUGGCCCCACGGUCUCAGCCUCCUCCUCCUCCUCCAGCUGCUGCCGCCGGCGACCCUCGGCCAGGACCGGCUGGACGCGCCGCCACCGCCUGCUGCGCCGCUGUCGCGCUGGUCCGGCCCCGUCGGGGUGAGCUGGGGGCUGCGCGCGGCCGCGCCCGGGGGCCCGGCUCCCCGCGGCGGCCGUUGGCGCCGCAGCGCGCUCGACGAGGAUGAGGACUGCGGCGGGGUCCGGGACUUCGUCGUCAGGCUAGCGAACAACACGCACCAGCAUGUGUUUGAUGAUCUCAGUGGCUCAGUAUCCUUGUCCUGGGUUGGAGAUACCACUGGGAUCAUUCUCGUCUUGACUACAUUCCAUGUACCACUGGUAAUUAUGACUUUCGGACAGUCCAAGCUAUAUCGAAGUGAGGACUAUGGAAAGAACUUUAAGGAUAUUACAAAUCUCAUCAAUAACACCUUCAUUCGGACUGAAUUUGGCAUGGCUAUUGGUCCUGAGAACUCUGGGAAGGUGAUUUUAACAGCGGAGGUUUCGGGAGGAAGUCAUGGAGGAAGAAUCUUCAGAUCAUCAGAUUUUGCAAAGAACUUUGUUCAGACCAAUCUCCCUUUUCAUCCUCUGACUCAGAUGAUGUAUAGUCCUCAGAAUUCUGAUUAUCUUUUAGCUCUCAGCACUGAAAAUGGCCUGUGGGUGUCCAAGAAUUUUGGGGGAAAAUGGGAAGAAAUCCACAAAGCAGUAUGUUUGGCCAAAUGGGGAUCAGAAAACACCAUCUUCUUUACCACCUAUGUGAAUGGCUCCUGCAAAGCUGACCUUGGGGCACUGGAAUUACGGAGAACUUCAGACUUGGGAAGAAGCUUCAAAACCAUUGGUGUGAAAAUCUACUCAUUUGGUCUUGGGGGACGUUUCCUUUUUGCCUCUGUGAUGGCUGAUAAGGAUACAACAAGAAGGAUUCAUGUGUCAACAGAUCGAGGGGACACAUGGAGCAUGGCCCAGCUCCCCUCUGUGGGGCAGGAACAAUUCUAUUCUAUUCUAGCAGCUAAUGAUGACAUGGUGUUCAUGCAUGUAGACGAGCCUGGAGAUACCGGAUUUGGCACUAUAUUUACCUCGGACGAUCGAGGCAUUGUCUAUUCCAAGUCCUUGGACCGACAUCUCUACACAACCACAGGUGGCGAGACAGACUUUACCAACGUGACCUCCCUCCGUGGGGUCUACAUGACAAGUGUGCUCUCAGAAGAUAAUUCUAUCCAGACUAUGAUCACUUUUGACCAAGGAGGAAGGUGGAAGCACCUGAGGAAGCCUGAGAACAGUGAAUGCGAUGCUACUGCAAAAAAUAAGAAUGAGUGCAGCCUUCAUAUUCACGCUUCCUACAGCAUCUCCCAGAAACUAAACGUUCCAAUGGCCCCACUCUCAGAGCCUAAUGCUGUUGGCAUAGUCAUCGCCCACGGUAGCGUGGGGGAUGCCAUCUCAGUGAUGAUCCCAGAUGUGUACAUCUCAGAUGAUGGGGGUUACUCCUGGCUGAAGAUGCUGGAAGGACCUCACUAUUACACCAUCCUGGAUUCCGGAGGCAUCAUUGUAGCCAUCGAGCACAGCAGCCGUCCUAUCAAUGUGAUUAAGUUCUCCACAGAUGAGGGUCAGUGCUGGCAAACCUACAUAUUUACCAGGGAGCCUAUCUACUUUACUGGCCUGGCUUCAGAACCCGGAGCUAGGUCCAUGAACAUAAGCAUCUGGGGUUUCACAGAAUCUUUCCUGACUCGCCAGUGGGUCUCCUACACCAUCGAUUUUAAAGAUAUCCUUGAAAGGAACUGUGAAGAGAAGGACUAUACCGUAUGGCUGGCUCACUCCACAGGCCCUGGAGAUUAUGGAGAUGGCUGCAUUUUAGGCUAUAAAGAACAAUACCUACGACUACGCAAGUCAUCCGUCUGUCAGAAUGGUCGGGACUAUGUUGUGACCAAGCAGCCGUCCGUCUGUCCCUGCUCCCUGGAGGACUUCCUCUGUGAUUUUGGCUACUUCCGUCCAGAAAAUGACUCCAAGUGUGUGGAACAGCCAGAACUGAAGGGCCACGACCUAGAGUUUUGUUUGUACGGGAGAGAAGAGCACCUGACGACCAAUGGGUACCGGAAAAUUCCAGGAGACAGAUGCCAGGGCGGAGUGAAUCCUGUUCGAGAAGUGAAAGACUUGAAAAAGAAGUGCACAAGCAACUUUCUGAGUCCAGAAAAGCAGGACUCCCGCCCACAGGGACACAACUUGUCCCAGAAUCCAGCUCCGCCUCCUCUUGGAUACAUUGAAAACACACACUCCCUAUCUCCCACCCAAAAGCAGAAUUCCAAGUCAAAUUCUGUUCCGAUUAUCCUGGCUACUGUGGGAUUGAUGCUGGUCACAGUCAUAGCAGGAGUGCUGAUCGUGAAGAAAUACGUCUGUGGGGGAAGGUUCCUGGUGCAUCGAUACUCUGUGCUCCAGCAACAUGCGGAGGCCAAUGGUGUGGAUGGUGUGGAUGCUUUGGACACAACCUCCCACGCUCAUAAAAGUGGUUAUCAUGAUGACUCAGAUGAGGACCUCCUGGAAUAGCUCCUCAAAGGAGCUGGGACUGAGCACAGAUGAUGGAACCGCAGUACCUCUUACACUCCCUGUGGCUCCGACUUGGGGAAAUAAAUUUCCCGUUGCGAGGGACCCUAUUUCUGCUGCUUCCAUCAAAGCCAAAAGGACCUACACUAAAGAAAUGGGGGGGUGGGGACCCUAAACACUCUCACAAUUGGCCCUGAAAAGAGAGGGAAAUUUUUUAAUUCUUUAACUUUUCAUUUCAAGUUCUGUCUUUUUGCAAGGUACGGGCCCUUUUCGGUUUUGUUUUGGUUUUUUUAAGGGAAAUGAAAUGGAAUUGAAGGGAACUUUUCACUAACCCCACUGUUGCAUGUUUUGCAUGGCGCCUGCCCCAGGGCACCUGCUAGCUUCAGCAUCAACUCUCACAAAGCACUUGGUGCCGUCCCUGGGCUGUGCUGGCAACACGAAGCAGCCGCAGAGAUGAGCACAGAGGCUGCGAUGACUGGCACAGCCUGGGCAGCCUUUCUCCAUCUGGGGACGGCCCCGCUCCAAGAACAUUGCACACCAGCUCCUCACACAGAUCCCUGCUUUUUGUUGUUGUUGUUGUUUCAGGGACCAUAGGCCACGGUGAUUUUUCUUUUCCCCUGUUUAAUUAGGCAGUACCCUCAUUAAUUGCCCUUUGGCAACUAACUUACAUGUGCUUCCAAGACACUAAAUCAGGAAAACUUAAAGGGCAAUAUUUUUAACUUGGGGCAGGAAAAAGGGAGCAGCAGAGAAUUGACUAGAUUUAGCACCUAUUAAAGGAGAAACUCUUGCUUCUUCCGAGAUCUUUCAAGCCAUGCUUUGUGUGUGUGCCAGUGGACUUGCUCAAGGUCUGGGUUCAGGCUUGCCUGAGCUGUGUGCCCAGGCUGAGCGAGCUCUUCGCUGGAGUGGCUGGUGGCAUGGGCCGUGCAGCCCCUGAGGAUGGCACGUCACAGUCUUCUGUGUCCCCUCUUGCCUGCUGUGCUGGCUCCUUGGUGAAUCAUUAGAAUGGCUGCUUAUUUGCUUCCUCUUAGGUUGCUGCUCUGCAUGGAGCCAUGACUAGACAUGUUUUCAGAUUUAGGCUUUUUUAAAACAGAAUUUUAUUACCAGACUCUCCUCCUUUGCCCUUUUCCCCAGCUCUGCCAAGUAAUUUGUUGGCAUGAAACUUUUGGCUGAACCAACUGAAAAACACACUUCUAGUGUAGAUGAUGUUUCGUGUGAUACGUUAAGUUCGUAUUUUAAAUUUUUAAAAAUUUUCCUUUUGACAUUUUAAAAAAUGAAAUAAAUUAGAAAAUGUAGCAAGAUGGAUUUUGGGGUGGCCAUAUAGUGACGGAAAGCUGCAAUCGUUAGUUUUAGUACAGCUUGACUAUUUGCAAUACAGGAAUAUAGUAGUAUGUUUUCAGUCUUAGCAUACCUACUGUGCCGGUCACAGUUUCUCCCAAUAAUUAUGACUGGGACAUUCUUUGGUAAACUGCCGUUUUGCUGCUAGUUCACUUUAUGGCUAGAAAGUCAGGAAGAAGUAAAUGUGCCAAAUUAACUGUUGUCAGAAUGCGUGAGCAGAUGGCUGAGUUCUCUCCUCACCAGAAUGGAUUCACAGCCGCAGGGAAAGUGGGGGAGGGACUGGAUGGAGAAUUCUAGAGACUUUGAAACUGCAGUAAACUUAAAUGAGUCAGGGAGCUAUAAAGUUAGGGCAGUUUUUGUGAAGAGAGUUAAUACUUGUUAGAGCCAGAGACCACUAGUCUUUUAGGAAAAGCUCUUUCCUUUUACAAGGUUUUUAAAUUAAAAGUAAUUCCAAAGAUAUACCAGCUCACAAAUGAUUAAGUAUCGGCUUUUGUCCCGGUCGCCCUCAUCUCCUGCCCAAAAUGAAUUUGAUGUCCAGAAAAGACCUACUUACAUCAUACACCUCUUCUCCCCACAUAUACCCACUGGGGUAGGUGUGCCGAUAUAUGGUAAUUCUCUGAUUAGUUUUAAGAUGUAGGAAAGUUAAUAUUCUUCUCUAACCGUAUAAGAUUAGGGCUCUUUGCCUAUAAUGAUAUUUCUGUAGGACUUGGCAGUUUUCACAGCACUUUUUCUCUUGCAUUAUGUAAUUUGAACCUUACAACAUUCUCGUGAGAUUAAAAAAAAAGGGGGGAGUUGUAAUCCCCAUUAGAGAUGGAGCUGAGGUACAAAAAUGGAGCAAGUCGCCAGGGUCCCUGUGUGUUACGAGCACCGCCAGUGGUCGUCUUCAGAUCUUGUGUACGUUUUGAUGCGCGCCAGUGCUGAGCCCCUGGAGCAGGGCUGC
Molecule: messenger RNA, 4939 nt
Organism: Mesoplodon densirostris (Blainville's beaked whale)
Lineage: Eukaryota; Metazoa; Chordata; Mammalia; Artiodactyla; Ziphiidae
Gene: SORT1
Product: sortilin 1
Exons: 21
Coding region: 73-2667 (864 amino acids)
Biological process (GO): Golgi to endosome transport; vesicle organization; endocytosis
Cellular component (GO): Golgi apparatus; membrane
Molecular function (GO): protein binding
Source: RefSeq, a predicted model, not a curated record